AUGGAGUCUCCCAAAAGUUCGUUCAACUUGCGAGCCGUUGGAUAUCAGUCAGACCCGCCUUAUGCGAUGCUUUCCGACCUUUGCUGGAAUUUCGACUGUCCCAAUCCCGGUUUCGAGGUAAGCUUUCACGAUGACACUAGCACAUUUUUUGAGAUUGAAUUCCUCAAAAUGACCCUUGAAAUCAUGAAUUCCUCGGCGACUAUAGUUCAAAUCGACGCAGACAUGGACACUUCAAUUGAAAUGGUAUUUCUUUUCAUCUCUUGUGAUACUUUCAACGUCAAUUUAGUUGUCAAAAAUUAAAUGAAAACAAUUUUCCCCAACUGGAAAGGGCGAGAUGGGUUGAUUGGCAAUGGUGAGCGUCGUGUGUGCGACGCGGCUCUUGGCGGGGAGCUCGAAGUCAAAAACGAGCCUUUUUCUCGUUUCUUGACAGUUUUCAAUAAUUUUUAAUUUUUUUAUAGGUUCGAAAAAGAUCAAUUCGAACAAAAAAAUCUAUUAAAAUAUUAAAAAAACUUAAUUUUUUUAAAAUUAUUGCGUUUGACCUAGAACUCCCCGCCAAAAAGCCGCGUCGCAUACGCAUCGCUUCCCCCUUACUAAUCUACCCAUAUCGCCUUUCAAGUCUUUGGAUCUCUCUUUGGCAAAAUCAUUGAAAAUUGUCUCAUCAGAAAUAAUUCGAAUCUUCUUUUUGAAAAUUUUAUUGAUAAAUGCAGAUUGCCAAUGGUUCAGCAGACAUAACGUUGAUCUCAGCUCGUCAGACUUUGGAUCGCAUGGAUAAGGAACUUGUCAAGAGCAAAAAAAUCAAUUUCAAUCUCUUUCUUUUCAGGUCCACUUCACCACUCCGGUUGGAUUUGUUUACUACGGCUAUUUGAUAAAACAAGUACCCGAACUGCAAAUCAACAACUACAUUCUAGACGCUUUCAACUGGGGAGUCAGUCUGUUGAGCCGAGUCUCAAUCCAAAAAGGUUCACAGGCACUUCUCCUUCUCAUCAUUUCGGGAGUUACAAUUGGCGCCUUGAUAUACUUCUACUCGUUCUUCUUGUUUGGCAGAUCUACUUAUUCCUUAGUGAACUGGAUGAUGAUCGCUUGUCGAGGUUGUGGAACCUCCUUCACAACUUCAACUUUUCCCUUUCAGGCAUUUUGAGACAGUUCUUUUUCUACAUCAACAAACCUAUUUGUGCUUUAGUUCUUAUUUGCACUUGGCUAUUCGCUUGCCUCAUUAUAAUAACUUAUUAUGAAGCAAAACUAAAGAGUUUUCUGAUGCUUUCCCAUCAGCAAGGGACGAUUUUUCACAGUUUCGACAAGGUCCUCGAUGCAGUCGAGUUUGAUGUGCUACUGAUGGAUUUCAUUGAGAAAACGUGAAUCUUCUCAGGGCUGGACCAUGGUUUAUCAGGAACGGGGAUACUCUCCACAAUUAUUUUGUCGAGAGCAGCAAUGCGAACGGCUGAAUCGUCUGAGCAGCAGGUUUUUAGCAACCCAAAUGGACUUGCAUUGAUCAAACUCGUUCCACAGUAGGAUGAUCACUAUUUCGGAAGAUGACGACUGGUCCAACUAUAUAAAACUCGAAAAACACGUCGGCUUCGUGGCUUUUGCCCUCGAUGUUGCCCCGUUUGAUAUGGUUACCGUGGACAUUAAGGAAAAAGUCGGUUGUCUUGGAUUUUUUAUAGAAUUGAUUGGACGCUUUCUUUUUCAGUUGAUAUUCGUUCGCGAUCGCGUCUUAGCGCCUGACUUUUUAGCGUUUGCGGUAUCAAAGUAAUUAACUUAUUAGCCGAUUUCUCAGUCUGUAUUUCCAGAAAAGUAAGAGGAUUACGAGAAAAUUUUAACCGGGCUGUCGCUUUAUCAAAUGAUGGGUAUUUUGAUUGUAACCACUCCUGAUUCGAAAACUCGUUUUCAGGUAUGAUUCGGUUCAAGGAAGGUACACCGUACCAUAUCCUCAGUACGCUCCGGUGCUAGAGCAGAAGGUUUUCCGACAUUUUUGUAAAAUCAGAAAAAGAUUAUUCAUGCCUUUUACAGGCGAUGGUACUUCAGACGUCUCAUUUUCUCAACCUUUACAAAGUUUCUGGAUUAUGUUUCGGAGUAAGCUUUCUGGUCUUCUUUGGAGGUCUGAGACACUCCAUAUAUCUGAGUAAUUCGAACUUUGCAGAGAUUGCCUUCUGUCAGAUUUUAGCGAAUUGGAAAGUGUUAGGGCACAGCGACAGCUACUCUCUGAAAGGCUUCGAUUGGCGAUUUCGAAGACCUCCCUGGCAGUUUAAAGCCGAUUAUUUUCCACGCAAAGGCAUGGUUAUACUUCCACCGAAAAGAAAAUACGACAGCAAUAACUUGUUCAAAUUUUCAAGCACCUGA
Molecule: messenger RNA, 2337 nt
Organism: Caenorhabditis auriculariae
Lineage: Eukaryota; Metazoa; Nematoda; Chromadorea; Rhabditida; Rhabditidae
Source: the annotation of a GenBank genome assembly